Messenger RNA from Spinacia oleracea (spinach), 2622 nucleotides. RefSeq names its product sugar transporter ERD6-like 5. Lineage: Eukaryota; Viridiplantae; Streptophyta; Magnoliopsida; Caryophyllales; Amaranthaceae. The record is from RefSeq and is a predicted model, not a curated record. Gene Ontology annotation, biological process: transmembrane transport; carbohydrate transport. Gene Ontology annotation, molecular function: sugar transmembrane transporter activity. The coding region runs from base 378 to 1838 and encodes 486 amino acids. The transcript is spliced from 19 exons. Gene Ontology annotation, cellular component: membrane.
GACUACUUAAUCCUUAACUUUAUUUUAUUUAAUUUUAUUUUUGGUUGUAAAAAAAAUUUAGGGACUCAAUUUCCCGACAGGAGGGGUAGUGGCAACUCGCAAGUCUCGCAGAUUUUAAAGAAGUACGUAAUUGUUUUUUACAAUUAAAAAAAUUUCCAAAAAUUAAAACUCUUCAAUCUUCAUCAUUCCUGUUUUUUUGGAUUCGUGUGAGGAAGGAAAUUCCAAAGUAACAUUCCUGUCAGUUUUGGAAACACGUUUGAGAAUUGAGAGUGUUUCUCUCCCUCCGUCGUCUCCUCCACAUCUCUGUCGCCGUCAUCUUCUCCGCCACCGUGUCUCCGCCCCAGAAAAACAGAACGAACUUCAGUGCUUCACUAAUAAUGAAGGAGGAAAUGAGAGUGCAGCUUCUACUCAAUAUUCAUAAUAAUAAUGAUAAGCUAGAUGAUGAAGCUGAUAAUGGAUUGUCAUCACCACAACCACCACCAAUGGAUACGUCAUUGGCUGCGCCAAUUACUCCUAUGUUGCUUCUCUCCGUUUUCAUAGCAGUCGUGGGUUCUUUUUCUGCUGGCUUUGUUGUGGGAUAUACAUCGCCUGUGCAAACUGAGCUUAUAAAGGAACUUGAUCUAUCAACAGCCCAAUUUUCUCUCUUUGGAUCACUGGUUUCCGUUGGAUCGGCAUUAGGAUCUGUAGUAUGUGGCAAGUUAACAGAUUAUCUAGGUCGAAGGCAUGUACUACAACUAACUUCUCUAGUAAACAUCCUUGGGUGGUUUGCCAUAUCAGUUAGCCAGGGUACAAGGCUGCUCGACCUUGGUAGAUGGAUGUUGGGUUUUACUGGGGGCGUUUGCAGCUUUGCUAUUCCAGUAUAUGUAGCAGAAUUUACACCCAAAAAUUUCAGAGGAGGGUUUGUGAUUCUCCAUGUGUUAAUGAUAACAGUCGGAGCAUCAGCAGCCUUUCUCAUAGGACUAAUCACGUCUUGGCGUACUUUAGCUCUUAUUGGAAUGAUUCCGAAUCUUGUACAGAUAGUCGGUGUACUCUUCAUUCCAGAAUCUCCUAGAUGGCUGAUGAUGAUGGGUAAAAAUAAGGAGUUUGAAGCAGCCUUGCAGUGUUUUAGGGGAGGUUUUGUUGACAUCUCUCAGGAAGCAGCUGAUAUAAGGGACUCUGCUGAAACCCUUGAUCAAAUAGAAAAAGUUAGCACCCUACAACUGUUUCAGAGGAAAUAUGCUUAUGCACACACAGUGGGAAUCGGUCUGUCAGCACUAGGCGGCCUUGUUGGUUUAAAUGGGAUCAUGUUCUACGCCGGCUCUAUAUUCGAAUCAGCGGGCUUUCCAGUUAAAGUGGGAACUGCAGCAGUGGCCUUUUUCCAGCUUCCAAGUGUGGUUUUGGGUGUAAUUCUGAUGGAUAAAUGUGGGAGGCGUCCUCUUAUUAUGAUUUCAGCAGCUGGUAUUUUCUUAGGUUGCUCUCUGACAGGGGUCGCAUUUCUGUUUAAGGAGCAUCAUUUGCUGGGUGGUUUCAGUCCUUGUAUUGCUCUAAUUGGCAUAUUGAUGUAUGUUGCUUUUUAUCCAAUUGGCGUAGGGGGAGGAACUUGUAUUAUUAUUUCAGAGAUAUACCCCUUGAACAUAAAAGGGUCAGCAGGCAGUAUUGCUGCUGUAGUAUCGAGUCUAUCAUCGUGGAUUGUUUCGUAUGCUUUUAACUUUUCUAUGGAAUGGAGUUCUUCAGGGACGUUUUUUGUAAUGGCGGGUGUUUGUGUGUUUACACUAAUAUUUGUGGCGAAAUUGGUGCCGGAAACAAAAGGAAAGACACUCGAAGAAGUUCAUAUGACAAUGAGUAAUGCUUGGCAAUGAUGCUUAGUUGGUGUUGAGUUAUUAUUCGAUCAUAACUACCUAUUUAAAUAUAGAUCAGUAGUCUGUCAAAAAAAAAAAAAUAUACUGUGGAUGACUAAUAAUGAAUGAUGUAAACUCAGAGUACCAUAUAUUGAUAAAUGAUAAUGUGGGGAGCCGGGGAUAAUGUAUUGCUCAGUGCUCACAUGGUAUACGCAACCUGGUGGUGUCCAAAUAGCUCAACCAAGUUUCCCCAACAAAAAUCAACACAAGUAGUUCAUCCAACAAUCGAGCCUCCCAAGAGAAGAGAUUACUAGCUUUUAUAUAUCAACUAGUUUGUUGUUUGUAUCUUUUUAGUUUGUUGUUGUUCAUGUACUAGUUUGCAGUCAUAUGUAGAAAACAAAUAAUGUGGCCGGCCGGAAAUGGAAAGGUCAAUCAAGGUAGGUUGUUAACUUGAUAUGCAAGAUAUCAAUGUUUGUAGUGAUUACUUGAUGCAAACAUAUCAACAGUUGUAACUGACAAGUUGAAGAUACCCUUGGAAGGUCGAACAAGGUCUUACAAAGAUGAUAUCCCAAACUUAGUCGAUCUUGUUUAGAUUCAAGGCAGCGGAGAGGAACUGCUAUGUGAAGCUCUAUAGGAUAUAUGAUAUUUAUAUUUAUCUUUUUCAUUUUACAAAAGUUUGUUAGUGAGUUUGUUGCAAGUUAGUUAGGGUUAGUUGCUUGCUUGUAUAUAAAGCAAUGUUGGCUUCUCUUCCAAGCCAAGAAACUUAAUCAGUAAAUUCAAGUUUUCUUCAACUAUUUUCUCUCUA